This is a messenger RNA of Vollenhovia emeryi, 1769 nucleotides long. Its product is annotated as zinc finger CCCH domain-containing protein 11A-like. Gene Ontology annotation, molecular function: metal ion binding. The transcript has 6 exons. The coding region runs from base 281 to 1609 and encodes 442 amino acids. The record is from RefSeq and is a predicted model, not a curated record. NCBI's taxonomy places the organism in Eukaryota, Metazoa, Arthropoda, Insecta, Hymenoptera, Formicidae.
CGAACGGGAAUCGUGCGGCAUCGCGGAGCGACGGAACGGGGCACGCACGGUACGACACGGUACGGCACGGCACGGCACGUUGACGGGGCGACCGACACCGACACCGUCGAGGACGAGGCAAGGACCGAGCGACCCGUGUUGGAGCAGAUUCCGGCGUGCGCGGCGGCCGACGGGGGAAAAAACGGCGCGAGAAAAACAAACGGGGGAAGAACAAGGAGGUCAUUCGCGGCUCGAGUGUGUCAAGGAGCACGAUCACUCGUCGUCCUACAAGUUUUUGCAAAUGGAGCAUAACCACAAGAACCUGGACUGCUACUUCUUCUACUAUUCCACGUGCAAGAAGGGCGACUUUUGCCCGUACAGGCACGAACCGUCUGCUCUGGGUUGCGAGACCAUGUGCACGUACUGGCAGCAGGGAAAUUGCCUUAACGAACAUUGUAACUUCAGACACAUGGAAUUAAAGAAAAAUCGCAAAUUGAUUCCUUGUUACUGGGAAACACAGCCCGGAGGAUGUAGAAAGCCACAUUGUCCAUUUAUGCAUACGAGUCCACGCACUAUUUCUAGUGACCCCAUCAAUCCCGUGAAGACCGCGGAAGUAGCAACAAAAUCUCCGAAUCCAGAGUGGCUCAACCGUCAAGAUGACCCAAAGUAUGAGGGCAGCAGUACUACUGAAUCGGACCAAGGUAGAGGAAACAGCGAGGCUGGUAGUUUUAUCGGUAGUCCCGCCGUCGAUCCUCUCAUCGUCAAAUUCGAAGAAGAAUCCGAUAACGAAAGCGCACCGUCGCCGGUAAAAUCGCAGCCCAAGGUACCGUAUUGCAAGACCUACGAGCAGAUGAGACUUGAAGAGAUCCAGGCGGAGAGCGCGGCUUAUUAUUCGUACGAAGCCAGUAACGUCGAGGAACUUUAUCAGAGACAAGCGGGUAAAUCCAAUACGGCCGGGACUAAUCGUUGGGUCAGCCCGUCGAGAGUCAAGAAAGACGAGCCGACCAAGGAAUUGAGCUUUAAGGUGUUGAGCCUGGAAGAGAUCCGGCAACGAAAGAAGGAGAGGGAGUCGGCUGUUAAGACACCGACGGACGCAACGUCUGUCUCAGAGUCUUCUCCGCCGCCGGUCGAAGCGAGGGUCUUGAAGAGGCGCUCCAUCGACGAGCAAUGCUCUAAGGAGAGCGUCAGUCCGGCGAAGAGGUGCAAGGUCAGCUCCGAGCCGGCCCGGAAUAGCGAACCUGUCGUCAAGGCGCGACCGGUGAAACUGCGAAGAUCUCUGAAGAGCGCCCCGAGGGAGACCGAGACACAGCCGUGUGGGGACGUGGCGACGAACGAUGACCAGGCCUUCGGUUGCGAGAGGCGAGAGAGCCACGGCGACGAGUCGGUUAACAGAAGAGUCGACGUGGAGAUCAGGCUGUGCGACAGCAGCACGAACGAGGAGAAAACUCAGACGCAACUGGAUCAAACGACGGAGGACAGGAAGUCGGUUGCCACGUAUACGACGGAGGACAUCAUGAGUGCCGCGUUAUUGGACGUCGGCCAGCCGUAUACGCAAACCGACGAAGAGUACCUGAAGCUGGACACGUCGUCCGACGAUAUUAUGCGGGACAUUGAGGACUUGCUCAAGUAGAAAAGCACGGAUCGAGCGACUUCGACCCCGAGUCCACGCUAAUAAAUAGAUACCCAGUGCGCAUUUCUUCUUUCCACAAUGUUUAAAAAGAUUUCACAUAAAAAUAAUUUGUAUACUUGAGAGUACUUGUACAAAUACAGAAUUAUGUAAAGUUACUCAC